CCCGGGGCGGUGCGGGUGGCGGGCCCCAGGCUCCGGAAGCGGGCGGUGCUGCGUGCGGAGCUGUUUCCUGCCCGGGACGCGGUAGAGCCGGAGAGGAGUAGAACGGAGCCGAGCGGAGCCAUGACUCACCAGACCGGCAUCCACGCCACCACGGAAUUAAAGGACUUUUUUGCCAAAGCCCGAAAUGGUUCAGUUCGGCUCAUCAAGGUUGUCAUUGAAGAUGAGCAGCUUGUGCUGGGAGCCCACAAAGAGCUGUCCCGGCGCUGGGAUGCUGACUACGAUGCCUUUGUGCUGCCCUUGCUUGACGAGCAGCAGCCGUGCUACGUGCUGUACCGUCUGGACAGCCAGAACGCCCAGGGCUACGAGUGGCUCUUCAUCUCCUGGUCCCCCGACAGCUCCCCGGUCCGGCUGAAGAUGCUCUAUGCUGCCACCAGAGCAACAGUGAAGAAGGAGUUUGGUGGGGGGCAUAUAAAGGACGAGAUGUUUGCAACGGUGAAGGAGGAUGUGUCCCUGAGCGGUUACCAAAAGCACGUGUCCUCCUGCUCCGCCCCAGCCCCGCUGACCGCAGCUGAGCAGGAGCUCCAGCAGAUACGCAUCAAUGAGGAUUCCUGUUCACAGGACUCGAGCACCGAGAUGAUGGUGGGGGGCUGUUGCUGCUGCCCAGCGCUGGUAGAGUAUCCCGGUCCCAAGGAGGUAAAGACAGAGAUCAGUGUGGAGAGCAAGCACCAGACCCUGCAGGGCCUGGCCUUUCCCUUGCAGUUGGAUGCUCAGCAAGCCAUCCAGGCGCUCAAGCAGAAGAAAAUCAACUACAUCCAGCUGAAGCUGGAUCUGGAGCGGGAGACCAUCGACCUGGUGCACACAAGCCCCACAGAGAUUGCUGACCUGCCCAAGAGGAUCCCCCAGGACUCUGCUCGCUACCAUUUCUUCCUGUACAAGCACUCACACGAGGGAGACUAUCUGGAGUCUGUGGUGUUUAUCUACUCCAUGCCUGGGUACAAAUGCAGCAUUAAGGAGCGCAUGCUGUACUCCAGCUGCAAGAGCCGGUUGCUGGACACAGUGGAGCAGGAGUUUUGCCUGGAGAUAGCCAAGAAGAUCGAGAUCGAUGAUGGAGCCGAGCUGACAGCGGAGUUCCUCUACGAGGAGGUGCACCCCAAACAGCAUGCCUUCAAGCAGGCCUUCGCCAAGCCCAAAGGGCCUGUGGGCAAACGGGGACAGAAGCGGCUGAUCAAGGGGCCAGGCGAGAACGGCGAGGACAGUUAGAUCCUGCAGGACUGGGCAGUGAAUGGACAGCAUCCCCGCAGCGCUUCCUGGCUUCCUCUCCGCUGACCUGGGGAUCUUUCCCUCCUUUUCAGCCUAUUUUUCCCUUCCCCCUUUUUUUUUUCCUAUUUCAUUCCUUUUUUUUCAAACAUCAGGAUGGCUUGUUGCACCUGUGGGUAGAGAGAUGGGGAUGGUUUGGGAUUGUCAGUUUUUCUUUUCCCUGUGUCCUUGUGCAAGCCCUGGGGCUGCCAGAGGAGGAUGGGAGCAGCAGGGUCAUGUACCCCAGACUUGCUCCUGUCCCCACCCGGGGUCACAGCUGCUGUUCUCAGUGUCCCCUGGGUGACUGAAGGACAUGCUUGCCUGCAAGCUGCUCUAUGCAAUGGGAAGGGGAUGGUGUUGGGGAUUCCUGUUUGAAAAGAGAAAAUGCUUCUUUCCCUGCUCCCCCAGCCCCCAGACUGUGCUCCCCUGUCCUGCUCUUCGUGUGCAUGGCCCCUCUGUGCCAGGCCUGGAGCAAUCCUGCCCCCUGCGUGGUGGGCUUUGCUGGCAGGAGUCUGUUCCUGAGGGGAGCCAGCUCAUGGGAGGCAGAAGGUCCCCCCCAGUCCUGAGAUCAUCUUGGCCCUGGAGUGAGGUCAGUCUGCCUUUGGGUGAGGUUUGCAUCCCCUUUUUGAACCCUCCCAAUAAGGCUUUUUCCCCUGGAGGGAGCUGUUACAGCCCUGACUCAGCCUUAUUGCUGUUCAAGAUGGGAGCUGAGGGGACCCUGAGCCCUAGUAGUGCCCCCUUCACCCCACGUGCCCUAGCCCCCACCAUCACCCCCCUGGUUUGUUGCCAGCUCUUUGGUCUGGGGCAGCCCCAUGUCCUAAAAUUCACAUGGGCUACCCAAAAAUCCUUGUGUGGGGAAGCAUAAUAGCCCCUCAUGCCUCCCUCCUGCUUCGGGGAUGUCCCCAGCCACCAGGGGCCAUCACCAGCUUCAAGGGCUGAGCUUGGUGCUGUGGAUUAGGCUUCACUGGGGGUUUGAGGGGGAGAGUGCCUUGCUGCUGGGUACCAGUGAGGGCUCGAGAGCCGCCCACCUCCCUGGGAAGAUGGAAGUGGGGUUGGUGAAACCUGCCUUCUGCUUUCCUGCUGCCCUGGCACCUGUGCUGAUGUUGCCUUGGCCUUGGCAGAGGGGGUGCAGGCAGUGGAGGGGCUGAAGCUGGGGAGGAACAGAGCACGCUGUACUGAACGCUGUAUUUUCUAAAGAAUAAAGUAUUUUUAAAACAGUC
Messenger RNA from Phalacrocorax carbo (great cormorant), 2516 nucleotides. The record is from RefSeq and is a predicted model, not a curated record. NCBI's taxonomy places the organism in Eukaryota, Metazoa, Chordata, Aves, Suliformes, Phalacrocoracidae.